Molecule: messenger RNA, 1968 nt
Organism: Oppia nitens
Lineage: Eukaryota; Metazoa; Arthropoda; Arachnida; Sarcoptiformes; Oppiidae
Product: nuclear hormone receptor family member nhr-8-like
Exons: 7
Coding region: 10-1968 (652 amino acids)
Biological process (GO): negative regulation of transcription by RNA polymerase II; positive regulation of transcription by RNA polymerase II; cell differentiation
Molecular function (GO): nuclear receptor activity; RNA polymerase II cis-regulatory region sequence-specific DNA binding; zinc ion binding
Source: RefSeq, a predicted model, not a curated record
AAUUAAUAGAUGAAAUCAACAAUUAAUAAUAAGUCAUCAAAAGUUUGUUUGGUUUGCGGAGAUAAAGCUGACGGUUAUAAUUUUUGUGCACUAACCUGUCAAUCAUGUAAAGCAUUUUUUAGACGACACGCUUUAAAACAAGGGAAACACAAAUGCAAAACCAAUAACAAGUGUGCCAUCAAUUCAGUGACGAGAAAGUACUGCAAGAGUUGUCGUCUGAAAAAAUGUUUUUCCGUCGGUAUGAAUAAAGAUUGGAUUCUCAACGAUGAAGAAAAAGAGUUGAGAAGACAUAAGAUCGAAGAGAAUCGUCAGAAACGAAAACAGACACAACAUUUGAAGGAUAACAACAACGACAACAAUGACAACAACAAUAGGGAUCCGAUUGGCGAUGACUUAAAGAUAUCGUUAUCAUCGCCUGAUAGUCGGUCGUCAUCUUUUUCAUCUACACCUAAAAGUACUGCUCACGAGUUGUUACCGUACAGUAAGUUCUCAGAAGAAUCGCCGACACAUGAGAUCGGUUCGGCUGAUGAUGAAGAAGAAGAAGAUAUCGAUACAUACGAACUGAAAGACUAUUUGCUUGACAUUGCUGUCAACGACAACGACAACAACAACAACAACGACGUCAAGGAUAUUGUUGUUGAUGUCAAAGAUGAAGACAACAACUCAAAGUCAAGUCAUUCGUUGUUGUCGUCGUCGACGACGUCGACGACCAACUGGUCGGAUGACAACAACAACAACACUCAUAACUACUACUACAACACCAACCACAACAACAACCACAACACAGACCUCAUAAUCGCCGAUCAGUACUCAAACUCGAGUGGUAUUGAAAUCUUCAAUACCAGUGCUGACGUUAACAAUCUCCAUCAGCUGAUGGCCAUCGAUGAUGUUGUUGAUGAUGAUGACGACGACGACUACGUGGACACUAACAUCAAGUUAGCCUAUAUAGAGGCGGAGACGACCUCUUGGACAGAUACCGACAGUCUCACGGCCAACACUGUCACCGAUAUUGUCUGUCCGGACCCGUCCAACCAACGUAACCAUCGUAACGAAGAACUUCUCCGAUCGUUGCAAUUGAAAUCACUUGAAUAUGAAUUAUCCGUCGAGUUUUCCAUACCUCAUACCAUCAACAAUGUCCACAAUUUCAGUGAAGUCGAAAUCAAACUCCUGAACGAAAUCUAUACCCUAAGCAAACCGAUGACCCGAUUGGCUUUCGAUCCGAAACUCCGUAUAUUUGUUGUCCGAUCGGCCACCGAAUACUUACGAUCGGUACCCAAUCGGUUCGAGUUGUAUGUCAAACGGUUUACCGAUCUGACCAAACAAUUGAAUUGUUUUCAAUCGUUGUGUCUGAACGACCAGAUCGGUCUGAUUAAGUACGGCUGUAUUGAAGUACAGGUAUCGAAAACGGCCAUCAAUUUCAACUACGAAAAGGAGUGUUGGGCUUUCAGGACGACUGAUUAUACGCCAUCGCAUUCAGUUAUCCUUAAAUUGGACGCAUUCAAGGAUAUGACUGUCGAUAUCUAUCAUCCAUUAAAACAUUAUUUAUUUCAAAUGGUCAAAGACUUGAGAACCGAUCCAAUGGUUUUAUAUUUGUUAAUGCCAAUUGUAUUAUUUAAUCCGGAUCGUCCGAACUUAAUUGAAAAAGAUAUCAUCAGUUAUCAUCGAAAUGUUUAUCUAUAUUUAUUACGCAAAUAUUUAUACAUAAAAUACGGAUCGGAAUCGGAAGCCAAUCGUAUAUACUCUCGGAUAUUGAAUUUGUUGCCCGAAAUACGGGUAUUGAAUGAACUACAGAAGCAAAUGUACAAAACAAUGACAACUGUCGAUAGAUCGCCGCUUUUGAAGGAAAUAUUAUUGGAUGACAUCCCGACACCAACUGAUGGCGACAUUAAUAAUAAUAAUAAUAAUACCGAUAAUUAUAAUAAUAAUAAUAAUCAUAUGUCUAUUGCCCGAUGUUGUCAGGAAAGUUGA